ACAUCAGACACGUCAGGAACCCGAGCUACUUUCCAGUCCCCACCCUCGCGCGGGUCCUCACCGAAGUGCUCCUUGCACUGUCAAGUUGCGCCUACACUGCACAUCAUUCACAGGCAGCAAUCGCGAACUCGCAACGUAGCAUCUUCACACAUUCCACCUGUCUUGUUUGCUAGGCACCCAGCGGGGCAGACGUCACUCGCGUUCAAGCUCCUACGUCUACUAGCUUUCCAGGGCCUGAGCCCCAAACGGUCUGUACGAUCUGUUCUACAUACGACUAGACCUGCCACUACCCGCGCACACGAACAAACACCAUGGCGUCCGCCGCGACCUUCUUUGAGAAUCUGUGGCUGUCCAUCUUCGAGCCCGGCCCGACACCCACCCUCCUCAUCGCAACCAAUGCCUCCUUCGCCGCGCUCCAGCUACUGUUUUUCGCGCUCCUGAUUGCGACUAACAGCAUACACUUCUACAUUCUCUCUGCGCUCUGCGGAGGGCUUUGGUACGCGAUCAACUGGUUCGCGGCCGAGAUACGCGCGGCGCAGGCGAAAGAGGAGGAGGCGAAGCGCAUCAGGGAAGCCAAGCGUGAUAAAGGGAAGGGCAAGGCAGACACGCAGGAUGGGGACGCUAUGGACUCUGGCGACGACACCGAGGUCGAGACCGAAGUAGCGGAGAAGCAGAAGCCCAAAAUCCGAACGAAUCCGCCACGCGCGCCGCGUCCCGAGUCAGAAAGCACCGUGUUCGUCGAGAGGCCUGUCGAGAGCGUGGCGACGCUGAGAGGCAGCACGCCGGUCGCGAGCUCAGGCGCAAGCUCCGGACUGAAGCCUGUGGCGGACGACACGGUGAAACAGAGGAGGAGCUUGGGCGAGUCGACAGGCGAUUUGAGCACGGAUAGCGAGUGGGAGAAGCUAUCGCAAGACUCUGGCGAUAGAUGAGGACUGGAUACCCCCGGAGUUUGGCUAGACGAUCAUCUAUACAGUGACACUUCGCUAUGUUAGACGCGCAAUUCAAUCCUGAUCAGCAG
Messenger RNA from Paraphaeosphaeria sporulosa, 1018 nucleotides. RefSeq names its product Pkr1-domain-containing protein. The record is from RefSeq and is a predicted model, not a curated record. Bases 312 to 929 code for a protein of 205 amino acids. Gene Ontology annotation, cellular component: endoplasmic reticulum membrane. Gene Ontology annotation, biological process: vacuolar proton-transporting V-type ATPase complex assembly. The transcript has a single exon. NCBI's taxonomy places the organism in Eukaryota, Fungi, Ascomycota, Dothideomycetes, Pleosporales, Didymosphaeriaceae.